Botrytis deweyae is the source of this 1686-nucleotide messenger RNA. RefSeq lists its product as uncharacterized. NCBI's taxonomy places the organism in Eukaryota, Fungi, Ascomycota, Leotiomycetes, Helotiales, Sclerotiniaceae. The record is from RefSeq and is a predicted model, not a curated record. Gene Ontology annotation, molecular function: acyltransferase activity, transferring groups other than amino-acyl groups. Bases 1 to 1686 code for a protein of 561 amino acids. The transcript is spliced from 6 exons. Gene Ontology annotation, biological process: peptidoglycan turnover.
AUGAAAGGUCAAAAUGUUGAUUUCAAAACAGGUCUCAGCUGCGCUAUGUCGUCCUCACUUGCGGCAUCAGGAAAUAUUACAGAAUCAAUCGACACUGACGAAGAUUUCACCUCUGCCUCAUCAGAUAUAUCAGAAGAUCAAUCAGAUCAAGGAAAUACCUCAGCUACGAUAUUGAGAGAUUCGGCGGAUUUCUUGUCGAAAAUACGAUCGCUUCGCGAAUCAGACGUCCUGGUACUUCUAACUCCAAUUGUAGUGCCGAUCAGUCAAGACAUUACAGACACCAGUGAUCCCUUUGAGUGUUUGGGACGGGCUCUGGCCAAGAGACACGCCAAAGUCCGGCAUAUCCCCUAUACACGAAGAAACGGCAUUACUUCAACUCAUUUAGGUUUCAUAAAAAGAAGCCAUGUCAUUAUACUUUGUUUCGUGGAUCAUCCCGAACAUCAUCAUCAGUUCGAAAUCGCAGAAGUCCUCUUUGCAGUCAGCGAUCACAAGCCUUGCCUCAUUAUGGUAUGCAGUGAUCAAGUAAUUAAGCAAGAUUCGAUUCCGUUCCCUACAGUCAUCUUAACCUCCGGAUAUACACCAGAAGAUAUGGAAGCCGCAGCUGCAGUGAUCUUUGGGGAGCGGGAAUCCAGUCCUAAUAUAGGGAUAAAUAGUUCCGCGUCCGGUAUGAUGGAGGCAGCUCGACCCAAGCUCUGGGCCGUUGACCAAUGGAAUGAAUCUAGAGAUGUACCGAGUGUUCUCAAGCUCUGGAGUGACAAUUUUGAUGUCCGGUUCUCCAUUGACGUUGAGGCAUUCGUGUCUCUACUUCGUCGCCCAGGUUAUGCAAAACAUUAUGUAGUGCGGGACCCAAGAACGAGCGAGGUUUUAGGUUUUUGUGCUACAUAUCUUUCGUACGUCGAUCAAGAAGGCGAAAGACUCAUCGCAUCACUAGCGAUUCUUGUCGUAGGAAAGACCUAUCGACAACAGGGCAUUGGUCUCAGUCUUCAUAAUCAUGCUAUUGCACAGUUCAGAGGCACACGAGGCGUCAUUCGUCUUCACCUGGGGAGCAUCUUUCCAAGGCUGUUGUACGGGCCACCUAUUUCUUCAUCCACAGAAUUGACUGCGAAUGAUGAGUGGUUCCACCGAAGAGGCUGGAUACUCAACAAGGAGUUAAGAGGUCAGGGACAACGCGUGUAUGAUCUGAUUCUAGACUUUACCGAAUGGAAAUAUCAUCAAAAUCAACGGCAAGAAAAAUUUAAGUAUCGGCAAAGUGUACAAGAUGAUAUGGUCGAGGUACUUCGUUUGGUCGAGGAAGCAUCUAUUAAACAAGGUAAUAUGGGAUGGUUCGAUCAAUACUUUGCUCUAAUGAACGGACCCAACGUGAAAGACAUUAUCAUAUGUCUGGAAGGAGAUCAGAUCAUUGCAACGGCACUCACAUACACCCCAUUCUGUGGCAGCUCCAUAUCUUCUAAUUUACCAUGGGCAGGGCGGAUUGGCCAUGAUGUUGGUGGAGUCACAUGCAUAUGCGUUUCUCCACAGAGAAAUGAGCCAUUACGCCCGGAAUUACUUGAUGCUUGUAUCAAAAAACUAUACCAGCAAGGUAUGAGGAGAAUGUUCUAUGACGGUGUAGCAAAUGAUGUAGACGAACUAAAACAACUAGGUUUUGAGGAAUGGGCAAAGUACCGCGACGUUUGGAAGGACGCUUAA